AGAGAGCGAGACUUACGACAGCUACAGUGUUUGCAUAUAGGUCACACCCCACAGUCCCACCCUGUUUCAAGAGCCUGGAACAGUCCUAACUCCCAAGUAUAAUCCAGUGUAGUGGUGGUAACUCCAGUAUUCCAAUCAGACCUGUGGAUUCCGAAUAUGAAUAAGCGACAGGACAGACAGCUCGAGACAUUUUCAGCUGGCGCGCGUGUAAAAUUCGCUUCAAACACAAUUCUCAUCUUCUUUGGGCUUCAUCUUCUGUGUCAGAAUUCGCCGAGUGCUGCAGAACCAGGUCUUUUUCAGGUACAACUGAUUGAAUCACCAGCUGGGACUGGGAAAUAUACCUGCAAAAAUGCCAUUGAAGCUUGUAAAUUACAGAAUGCUGUAUUAGCAACAAAGGCACAACUUGAAAAUGCCUUAAACUUAGGAUUCCAGACGUGUAGUUAUGGAUAUGUUCAGAUCAGAAAGAAAUGUGAAACAAAAGUUUAUAUGCCACGAGCAACAAGGCACGAAAACUGUAGAAAUGAAACAGGUCUUUUAUUCAAAGAUGUGAAAUCUUUAAAAUUUGAUGCCUUCUGUUACUUUCAGGAUACAGGGACAUUAAUAAGAACAGUAGAGGUGAACACAAGGCAGACUGAUAUAUUUCAGCUUCUGUCUCCCAGUGAAGAUCCAUAUCCCUUUAAUCUAUACACAGCUAGGGAGGCCUGUCGAAAAAGAGAAGGAAAAAUUGCAUGUAUUAGUGAACUGGAGUCAGGUCUCAGAGAUGGAUACCAGUCAUGUCGGCAUGGCUGGGCUGUUGACGGUAGAAUAAUAGGGCCAAGUCUCGAAUCAUCAUGCACUGCAGGAGCUCAACUCUUCUACUAUUCUCAACAAGGAUCUUACAUGUAUGGGAUUUAUUGUGCUCGCUCAGAAGGGAUUGACUUCUAUAACACAUCCGUCCCAUCCAUCCAGGAAGCCCUGAUAUUUUGUCGAAAUAAAGAAGCAAGACUGGCCAGCCUAGAAGAACUUCUCAAUCUUCAUCAAAGUGGGGGGAAAAUAUGCAGUGCUGGCUGGGUACUCAUAGGUCAGAUUGUCAUGCCAAGGAAUAUUUCUGCUGCAACAUGUGGAAGAAAUCAGACUGGACUGAUCUCACUGAAAGCAAUCAAUGUUCUUCAGAAUGAAACAGCUGUCAAUGCAUCUGCAGUUUUUUGUAUUAAACUAUAUGCUGAUAACAUCAAAGAAAAAGUGAAGGGAUAUAACACGUCUACAGGUGUGGUACAGCUGUUGUCUCCAAUGAGCGAUUUUCCUUACCCAUUCACUCUUGCCUAUGCUAUGAAAGCAUGCCUUGAUGGUGGCACUGGAAUAGCUUCUACUAAAGAAAUUACUUUUGCUGUUGCAAGAGGAUUUAACAGAUGCCGAGCUGGCUGGGCAAUUAAUGGCCUUGUGAUAGGACCAGCAGACCCAAAGAACUGCACAAACAACAUACUUUAUAACUAUGGACACAUCCAAGACUCAGAAAGAUAUGGUGCCUACUGUAGAGGUAAACAAGGUGUUUAUUUUCUCAAUGACAACUUCACCUUUGAAGAAUCCCUUGCUGCUUGUAAGAAAGACGGAUGGUCACUGGCUAUUAUUACUCAGCUGCUAGCUGCAGUGAAUAACUCUGUUUUGACUGUGUGCAGCCCAGGCUGGGUUGUAGAAGGCCAGAUCAUGUUACCAAGAAACAUGUCACAUUAUAAAUGUGGGAAAGGCAGAAAAGGAGCACUGCAACUUUCAGCAUACUCUGGGGUUCAUACCAAGUCUGGAGCAUUCUGUGCAAGUCCAGGUGCUGAGAAAAAAGAUGACUUGAAAAGUACUGAUUCAGCAAGUUCACUUAUGAAAGGACUACUAAGUGUGGAACCACUAGAGAAUCACACUCUUACUGCUUCCCAAGCAAUAGAGAUCUGUCAAACAGUUGGUUCCAGGAUAGCAACAGUAACCGAGACCAGAAUUUCAAUGAAGUAUGGUUAUGAAAACUGCAGGGCAAGCUGGGUAAUUAGGCCUGUUGCCUUUGGCCUUUUGAAGAAUGGGACAUGCUACAAAGGUGAUGAUGGAACUGAAUUAUAUGACCAUGGAGAACUUCCUGUUUGGAGGAACAUGUCUGUCUUCUGCAAAAGCACACAAGGUUUUCAUUUUAUUGAAAAUCCCAAGAUGAACUUCUAUCAAGCUCUGGCAGCAUGUAAGAAAUUUAAAGAAAGAAUGGCAACUUCAGAUGAGUUACUAACUGCAGCCCGUAAUGGAGAAAUUAAAAUUUGCAGUUCUAUAUGGGCAGUAUCUGGGGAGGUUGUGAUACCAAGGAUUAACCCACUUCCUCAGUGUGCCAAAAAUAACACAGGAUUGUUCAUAUUAGGAAAGUCUUCAAAAAUUACCUCCGUGCUUUGCGUGAUUCCAGAAAAAGGCAAAGAAGAACCACAUGUUCCACUGGAAUCCUCUUCACUAUUUCAGAUGCCUGCCUCUAGAGAUCUCCUAUUCUCUUUUACUGAGGCCCGUUCAGUUUGUGAUUCUGUGGGGAAGGGAUUAGCGCCUCUGGAUCAAGCAAAAUCUGCUCACAAGAAGGGAUUAAGAAACAGCCGCUGGAGUUGGACUUUGGAUGGAAGGAUUGUUGGUCCUGCAGCAUUAAGUGAGCAUUGCACAGCGUCAUCUCCAGUUGUGGCAUUUGAUUACCAGGCUGAACUCCCAGCUGGUGGCGUACUCUGUCAAGGAGAACAUGGUGUGAAUGUUUGGGAAGCAGAAGAUAUCUCUUUUUCUGAGGCCAUUAUGUUGUGCAAAAAUAAAAAUUCCACAAUUGCCUCUUUGUCACAACUUCUCAACCAUAGGAGAACUACAAAGAAAACAAAAAUAUGCCGAAAUUAUUGGUUUGUUGAUGGGACACUUGUACAACUGGGAGAGGCACUUCAUCAGAGGACAUCUGGUUCAUUACUGAAUAAGAAUUAUGCAUUUUGUCAAAAAGACCACAUGACUAGAUCAGCAGUUUUAGCAGUGGGGCGAUCUUUGUUGCCAUCAGUACAAGAUGUAUUUCUGGUGCCCCCAAAGGACAACAGUAACUUCACAAUGGCUGAGGCCAUAAGAGCAUGUCUUGCAAGAAAUUCUGUAGUUGCAACAAGACAGCAAGUGGAACAUAAGAUGAAAACGGGAUAUGAAACAUGCAGAAAACCUUCAGUUUACAGAAGAAGGCAGCAUGUUUCCAAAAGAGAAGGUAAAAAAAAAAGAGGCAAGGGACACGUGAAAAGGAAGAAGUCAAAACUGAACAUGAAAGGAUUGAAAAACAUUACUGUAAGAAAAAAAAAGAGAAAGCUAGGCAUUGACAACAAGGCUGAAGCAGUGAAUGUACAAAGCCACCUUAAUGAGACUUGUAUGCUUGCAAAUGUAAUAAGCAGUGAAAACAGUGGGUUUAAUAAGACUAAUAGUGAUGAAGCUCAUUCCUUUGUAACAAUUUAUAGAGCAAAUGUUAUUGAAUUAGAAGUCAAAACUUCUUCAGAUCUGAAAAUAUAUUCUUGUAAUGUGAGAUUCAGUUAUUAGAGGUACUGAUGCUGGCGAUAUUUUACUUGAAGGCCUCACCUUUCGUUUUGUGCAGAAGUGGGCAUGUAACGAAUUGAUUGAUGACCAGGUCUGCAUAUGUAAUGAGCCAUGAUCGACAUGGCAUGCUAAUCUGCUGUUGAGAUCGACAUGCACGUGCUAACACAGUAAAAGUAUGCAUCAAACAUACCACCCCAAAAAAUGAAACCCCAAAAGUGGAAGCAUAUCAGUAACAGCAUAAUCCCAUACGUGUGCUAAUGCAAUAAAAGUAUGCAUCAAACAUACCACACCAAAAAAUAAAAAAUGUGUUAACAGCAAUCAAGCACGGAGAUCUUCUACUUAAGAAACAAAUUAAUUAACCCACCGACUUCACUUAAUAGUGGUGGAGUGUUGUUAUUUUGCUUUUACUUUGAAAUAGAAUUAGGACACUGCUCCAUAGUCCAUGUCUACAUAUCAUACUGGGUAACAAACUUAAGGUCUGAUUUUUCAAAGAUCACUUUCAUAUAUUGCUUUUUUUCACCCGAUAAAAUGUUGUAAACUUCUUACAGGUGGCUUUUUUAGAUAUAUAUGAAAUAUGCAGCAAUCGACAAAUAGGGAUUAUUUUUGUGUGUCUGUAAGUUUUUAGAGUGAAGUUUUGUAAUUGUAAUCAUUGGGCUGCCUCAACAGAUAUCACUGAUGUUCGGACGUUUGAUAAGGUAAGUAGAAAAUUACUGAUUAUUGUAAUAGAUUUAUUUCCUGUCCGUACGUGUAUAGAGUGCAGGGUUUCAGUUUUAAUUAUUAAAUUAUUCUUUUUUAUAUGUAAUAUUUAUUACUGAUGUGGGUAACGUUUUAUUGUUUUAUUACAUGUCAAUAAGUGUCUUUAUUGAAGGGCUUCAUUUUUAAUAAUGAAUUGUAGUGGUUGUCAGUGAGCUUGUUUUAUUUUUUUUACAUUACAUUCUACAUUUGUAGGGAAUGCAUAUUCAUUAAUGAAAUAUCACAGGGGUGGGUUUUGGGCAGGGCUUGCUACUGCGCAUCUGGUGAGGCCUUCAAGUAAAAUAUCGCCCUGUUGCUUAGGUUUGCAGAGAGGAUAAUGAACAUCGAGCUGUGUUAUGCAUGCCAGGAGCAAAAAUAGAGGAUGUUAGACAAGCUUUAGAAUGCCUUUACGUAAGGAAGUAUGGCUGUUUUAUACAUGUCAGUACAAAUGAUCUCAUCUGCAAGGACUGUCUGACUGUUAAUAAAAAACUUGCAGCCCUCUUAGAUAGUAUAGCUUGUACUGGUGCUAGGAUGUAUUUUUCACAAAUCACGCAUAGAAAGGAGAGUAAGGUAAACUUGAAUGAAAAGAUUUUUGGGUAAAUACCUACAUGAAAAAAAAAGUCCCAUUUUAAAAAAUGGAAAUGUGUAAAGCUUCCAAGACUAAUUCUGGGCACGUAUUCAGACAGGAUGGCAUGCAUUUCUCAAGAUCAGGGAAGAUAAUUUUUUGCAGCAGAUAUUUUUCAAACUUUGACAAACACAAAGAAGGAUUUUUGCACGAAUGAAAAUUUAACAGUUCACAAGACAUUAACAU
This is a messenger RNA of Protopterus annectens (West African lungfish), 5071 nucleotides long. RefSeq lists its product as uncharacterized. The transcript has 26 exons. Bases 157 to 3531 code for a protein of 1124 amino acids. NCBI's taxonomy places the organism in Eukaryota, Metazoa, Chordata, Ceratodontiformes, Protopteridae. Gene Ontology annotation, biological process: cell adhesion. Gene Ontology annotation, molecular function: hyaluronic acid binding; transmembrane signaling receptor activity. Gene Ontology annotation, cellular component: plasma membrane. The record is from RefSeq and is a predicted model, not a curated record.